This is a messenger RNA of Acaulospora colombiana, 438 nucleotides long. The record is from the annotation of a GenBank genome assembly. NCBI's taxonomy places the organism in Eukaryota, Fungi, Glomeromycota, Glomeromycetes, Diversisporales, Acaulosporaceae.
UCCUUUCCACUGAUUCCGCAUCCUAGGCCGCGUCCAUCUCCCGUAGAGAUAAUAGAUCUCACGGUUGAAGUGGACAGCCCAGCCUGCGAAACGCCAGCCAACCCACGCGGGGUUCCCACCUCGACCAAGUCGCCACAGUUGAAUGUGGAGACAAGGUCCACUGGGGACCUUGGGUCGGUCGACGUGGUGGCUGGGGACGUCGACCUCUCGGGUAUGGCACCGUGGCCACAGCCCGAUGGGGAGGCCCUGCUCGAGGAGUGCAGGGCCAUCGAGCGCAGGAAGAAGAGCCUAGCAAGAAAGAGGAAGCUCUCUGAGUCGCUCUCAGAGGGUCUUCCUCUGCUUCCUGCGCUCCCAACCGGGCCGGCCUAUCUCGCGAGGCUGGACCCGGAGUUCGACGAGGCCAACCUGUUUGGUUCGUGGGCCCACCAAGCGAAGAGG